This is a messenger RNA of Belonocnema kinseyi, 1985 nucleotides long. Its product is annotated as cytochrome P450 6k1-like. The transcript has 5 exons. Gene Ontology annotation, molecular function: monooxygenase activity; oxidoreductase activity, acting on paired donors, with incorporation or reduction of molecular oxygen; heme binding. The coding region runs from base 183 to 1703 and encodes 506 amino acids. The record is from RefSeq and is a predicted model, not a curated record. Lineage: Eukaryota; Metazoa; Arthropoda; Insecta; Hymenoptera; Cynipidae.
CACUGAUGAUUAAGUCAGUCGAUUUUCUCCAAGCUUCCAUGUACGAUACCAAGCGCGACAUACGAUUGCGAAAUAAUACAAUCUUUUGCAAUGAGAUAUUGACCCUUUUGUCAAUGAGUAUCAUAAUUACACACAGUUUAUACAAGAUCCGCAGUCAGUUCCGUGAGGUCUAAAUCAUUAAAAUGCUUUCCCUCUUAUCGUGGUUUUUCCCUAAUGCCCUUGUUGUUUUCGCGUUUAUCUUCAUAUCUAUCUACUUUUAUAUCCAACACAACUUAAGUUACUGGAAAAGAAAAGGAGUCCCUUCGCCACCCACUCACUGGUUGUUUGGAAACUUCAAAGAUGCAAUUCUUGGUCGAAUGUCUGCUGGCAAUCUACUUGGUAAACUCCACAAAGAAGCAGGAGAUGAGCCAUUCAUUGGACUUUACGUCAUGCAUAAGCCUUUUUUCCUGAUGAGAGAUCCAGAGCUGGUCAAACAAGUUUUCGUGAAGGAUUUUCAAGUUUUUCAGAAUCGUUAUUUUGCCGCUGUAAAAUCGAAAGAUCUUAUUGCUAGCACUGGACUCUUUUCAAUUAACAAUCCUGAGUGGAAAUAUCUGAGAAUGAAGCUUUCGCCAGUUUUCUCCAGUGGAAAACAGAAAAAACUGUUCUCUUUAAUGAUAGAGUCCUCGGAAAAUAUGAGAAAAUUUCUUGGUGAUCAGUUAAACGAGAACGAAAAAGUGCAAAAUGUAGAUGCAUAUAUUGUGUCCAUUAGAUAUAUUACGGAUGUUAUAUCUUCCCUUGCUUAUGGUGUAAGAACCAAUUCUUUUGGACAAGAUCAAGAAUUUUUCAACCGUAGUCGUGAACCAUUUAAGAAAUCUCUCAUAGCCUCAAUUGUGCUCUUUGUAAUAUUUUUCUUCCCAGUUAUCUCAAAUUUCAUAGUCCUUUUUCACACAAAUAUAUUAGGAAGUUCUACAAACUAUUUCCGUAAUUUGUUUUGGGAUGUAAUGAACCAACGCGAAAGAUCUGGAAAUAAACGAGGAGAUUCCAUUGAUCCCUUAUUGGAAAUAAAACACGAGAGGGAUAAGUUAGAUUUCGAUAUUCCUGAUGACACACUUUUGGCGCAGCCCGUUAUUUUCUCUAUAGCUGGCACCGAAAGCAGUUCUAUAACAAUUGCACAAACACUUGUAGAAUUGGCGAAAAAUCCUGUUCUUCAGGAUCAAGUGAGAAAAAAUAUUAAAGAAGAGUUGAAAGAACAUGGAUUCACUUAUGAAGGCAUUAAGGAAAUGAAACUUUUAUAUCAGGCCAUUUCUGAAACUCUCAGGCUGUAUCCUCCUGCACCAAUUAUUGAUAGAGUUGCAUUACAAGAUUAUAAAAUUCCUGGAACGGAUAUUGUAGUAGAAAAAGGUACGGCAGUUUAUGCAGCACUUAAUGGCCUUCAUGAAGAUCCCAGAUUUUAUAAAGAACCAUUAAAAUACGAUCCAGACAGAUUCAGUGAGGAAAGAAAGGGUGAUAUUACCCCAUGUGCUUACAUUCCUUUUGGAAUUGGUCCCAGAGCUUGCAUAGGGGAGCGCGUUGGAAUGCUACAAACCGCAGUUGGACUGGCAACAAUUCUACGAGAUUACGAAGUUGCUCUAAACCCUUUAUAUAAAAAUGGAUUAGAUCCAAAAGCAAUUUUUAUUGAACCUUUAGAUGGAGUUAAAAUAGAUUUCAAAAAAAUUUCCAAAUAAUAAUGAAGAAAACUUGCUCGUAAAAAAUAAAGUGUUCAAGAUUAAUGAAAAGGUGCGAAAUCGAAUCUUUGGAUAAACUAUUUGUUAUUAUAAAAAUCACAUUUUACACUUUUAAUUCAAGAGUGGGAAUUUCAAAUUUAAAAACUCUUGUGUAAAUUGUUUCAAAUAUUAGAAUAAAUUCAUAUAAAAAUCCGUAAUAUCUUAUUUUUGUAGAUAACUUUGAAUACUAUUAGAUUCAGACAUUAAAAUAUCAAAUAUAAUGUUGAGCGUGAUUUUAGUGAA